ACUUUAACGGUUAUCAUUACUUGAGUAUUUCCGUCGUGUUGGUCUGUGUGUGUUGGAUAUAAAAACAUAUGUCAUUUGUGAGUGCCGUGCUGAGUAGAUUAAGAAAACCAGGAAAUGGCUGUUGACCAGGGAACUGUGUAUUUAGUUAUGAUGGCAAUCGUAGGCAUCACAAUGUUGCUUGCCUCGAUAUUUUGUAAAGACAACAAGAAAGGAAAGCACGAGAACAGGGGUGAGGAGAGGCAGCCAGUAGCCAGGGCAAGGAAUGAAAAUCAGCCACCGGGUGUGAGACGGAGGAGAAGAAAUCGAAUGGCACUCCGAGAGGAGGAGGACUCAGGUGAAGAAGACGAGGCUCUCCCCUCAGAUGAAUUCAAUCCAUUCGAGGAUUUCGAGGGAGAUAGUAAAAAGAUCGGGAAGAAGAAGAUGUUGAAAUUACAAGCGAAAGAAGAGAGGAAACAGCAGCGACUGGCAGAGGAGGAGGAGAGAAAAGAGAGAAAAGAACGAGAGGCACUACUGGAAAAACAGCGGAAAAAAGAGGAGGCGAUAUUAAAAGCAGAAGAGGAGGCUCGAGCGGAAGAGGAAAGAAUUCGUAAAGAAGAGGAGGAAAAACGUGAGAAUGAGGAAUACCUCAAACUGAAGGAGGCAUUUAGCAUUGAGGAGGAGGGUGAAGAAGAUCAGGGUCCGGACCUCACAUCUCAGUCACUACUGCAGGAGUUUAUUGACUAUGUUAAGGAAAUGAAAGUCAUUAUGCUGGAAGAUUUAGCAGCCCAUUUUAAAAUCAAAACACAGGAUGCUGUUGACCGAGUGCAGGAACUACAGACAGAGGGACGGCUGACCGGUGUAAUGGACGACAGGGGAAAGUUUAUAUUCAUUACAGUAGAGGAACUUGAAUCUGUGGCCAAAUUCAUUAAACAGCAUGGCAGAGUGUCAAUAUCAGACUUGGCAGAAUCCAGUAAUCGUUUGAUUAAUCUGACUCCGGAUAAUGCAGAUGUUCAGAGAAGAUUGUUGUCGGGAGUUAGUGUUUAAAGUGUGAUAGAGAUACUUGUGUUUGAGUAGGAAGUGUCUAGAGGAAACGUCGUUGUGUUAGCAAUCUGUUGUAAAGGGAAUCUUCAACAUUUAAGUAUCUGGGUGGACUGUGUAACAGGCAGGGAGUAUUUACUGGUAGGAAUACAAUGAAAUUAUCGAUAAAUUACAACACAAUCAUUAGUUUUCCUUUGUGCAGGUAUCCCAUAUACGGUAGUUAAGAAAGCAAGCUAGUCAGAACAUGUGAUGUAAGACUGGAUGAUGGGAUCUCGGAAAUGUGCAAUUUGUAACUUCAUUUUUCUGAUUAUGGUGUAACAGUUAAGGUGUAGAGAAAUGUGAAAGGGUGUCUGAGUGGGAAUGUGGUGUGUGAGUCGGUGGGUUUAUUUUUAGCAACAGUCGGUACCCUGUUAUAAGAGGGUUAAGAUUAGGACCCUGUUAUAAGAGGGUUAAGGUUAGGACCCUGUUCUAGGAGGGUUAAGGUUAGGACCCUGUUGUAACAGGUGUAUGAUUUGGAGUGUGGUGUACGAGUCAGUGGGUUUAUUUUUUUACAACAGUCAGUGUUGUAAGAGGGUGCUCUAAUGUUUAGUAUCUUUGUUUUGAUUUCAUUAUAACAGAUGUAGAAUCAUUAACUCUAUAAUGAUUUGGACAAGAUUGAAAAGCUUCCUCUAGGUUUAUAUCACUACUGAAGGUCAGUUGAUAUCUAAAACACAAAUGCUGGUUUCAUGGUAUGAACAGUUUUAUCCACAUCAGGUGUUUGAAGUAAAUGUCAUGGGCCUUGUCUUGGUUUUGAUUGUUUUUAUCUUGCUUAACACCCCGCUCGAGAAUCUUUUCACUCAUAUGGAGAUGUCACCAAGGCCGGUGAAAGGGCUUCAAAUUCAGGCCUAUGCUCGGCGCUUACGGCCAUUGAGCAGUGAGGGUUCUUUAGCGUGCCACACCUGCUGUGACACGGGACAUCCGUUUUUAAGGUCAUCUCUGAGGACCCGUGACAUUCACAUCUGAUGCCGAGCGUUUGGCGAUGGAACUGUCACUACCUGUUUUAACGACUUAGGUCUGUCGUGGCCGGGAUUUAAACCCCGACAUUCCGCAUGCGGGGAAAAUGCUCUACCUAUAGACAACCGCUGCGGUAUAUAUUGUAAAUGAAUAAAUGUGGCAAAUCACAUUAUGCAGUUUGUCUUGGUUUUAUGGAUUAACAGUAGAUAAGGACCCUCUCAGUAUUGUUCUGAGUUUGAAGAAUCUACGCUCUUUAUAUACCUCGGAUUUGUAACAUGAAAAGCAUGCAAGAAAUGAAAUUUAUUAAAGUAAAUGUAAAUUGAUAUGAAGAUAUAAUAAAAAUAUGAAUAUACAGUGCACCUAUGUUGUAUGAUAACACUGAAUAAAAGUAUUGCUUCAGAAACUGAAACAGGCUCAAGUAACUUGGUAAUCUUGUGAACUGUAAAAUGAUUUGUUUGAAAAUAAUAAUUCUUAUGUUAUGUAUUUUAUUGUGCACAUUGUUUUGUUACCAGAUGCAAUAAAUGAGAAUAAUU
Messenger RNA from Ostrea edulis (European flat oyster), 2543 nucleotides. Its product is annotated as DDRGK domain-containing protein 1-like. NCBI's taxonomy places the organism in Eukaryota, Metazoa, Mollusca, Bivalvia, Ostreida, Ostreidae. The transcript has 8 exons. Bases 115 to 1023 code for a protein of 302 amino acids. The record is from RefSeq and is a predicted model, not a curated record.